Suillus subaureus is the source of this 828-nucleotide messenger RNA. RefSeq lists its product as uncharacterized. Gene Ontology annotation, molecular function: protein binding. The record is from RefSeq and is a predicted model, not a curated record. Lineage: Eukaryota; Fungi; Basidiomycota; Agaricomycetes; Boletales; Suillaceae. The coding region runs from base 1 to 828 and encodes 275 amino acids. The transcript is spliced from 9 exons.
AUGUCUUUCCUUGCAUUGUUCAACAAGUCAGCACAGCCACUGCAUUACAAGCUGCUUGCUCAUUUAACUGCCUAUAAUGGCUCUAUCCAUGCACUUGCAAUUUCUAAUGAUGGACACCUGCUUGCAUGCGGUGGUACUGAGGGAAUCAAAAUCUGGGAUAUCAAAUCUCGGAAAGAACUCACAUCUUCAUCCAAUCAUCAUGAAUCAAGGGGAACAUCUCACAGAUCAUUCGCAGACAACUGGAGCAUCUAUGUGUUUGGGCUCUAUGAUGGCAACUUCAUGAAACUGAAGGAUGAAGAUGGCAACAUAGUGCAAGAAAUUAGCUGCAAAUCAGUGAUUGGUCAUGCUGUGGUGUACUCAAAGUGGGGCAUUUUCAUUGUAGAUAAUGCAACAGAUGGCUUUACAUUAUAUCGCCUUGAAGGUGAUAGUGAGCCUCUUCAAAUGUUUGCAACUGGUUUGCCAAGUGUAUUGGUCCUGAAGCAAGUGGCAUUCAGGGAAGAAGGCAAGGCACAUGAUCUCAAUGGCUGCUGCACAAUUGCCAGCACUUUGCCCAUGCUAGGGCGUGGGAAAACUACAAUCAAGAUAUGGGCAUAUGACUAUGCUGUGCCAAAGAGACAGCUUUUUGCAACAAUGAUUAAUGUGGCCAAUGACUUUUCACAGCGUGUCCAAGCUGCCAUGAUAUUUGAUGAGUAUGUAGAUAUCCAGAAGGACAAGGAAGGGCCAACCAAAGGAUAUGUCAAAAAUGACAUCAUGAUGCUCCAGGAAUUAGUGGCAAAGAUCCUGGAGCUAGCUCAAGAAGCAGAUGGAGAGAUCAACAAGAUACCAUAG